Molecule: messenger RNA, 2259 nt
Organism: Glycine soja
Lineage: Eukaryota; Viridiplantae; Streptophyta; Magnoliopsida; Fabales; Fabaceae
Product: amino acid transporter AVT6B-like
Exons: 5
Coding region: 513-1907 (464 amino acids)
Biological process (GO): amino acid transmembrane transport
Molecular function (GO): amino acid transmembrane transporter activity
Source: RefSeq, a predicted model, not a curated record
UACGUUCCUAUCUUCCCUUCCCUUUCUCUUUGUUUGGCAUAUAAACAAACUGUAGUAAUAUUCACAUUCAACCUUCAUCGUUCACUUUUUUUGGCUUCUAAUUUUUCUUAUCUUUCUUCAUUUUCUUCUCUGGUUCCAUAUUUCCAAACUUUGUCCAACACACCCAAAAUCUCUCUCGUUUGUUGGCUCCGGUGAUUGUUUUGUUAAGAGAGAUUUGGGUUCUGAAUUCUGAGCAAUUUGGUGAUCUGGGUUUUGUUGAUCCUCUCCCCAGUUUCAAAUUUUCAAUAUUUAUCAUAUUUUCUUUUCUCUCUGGAUUCUGGGGUGUCUUGAAUUAUUGUUUUUCAGGUUUUGUAUCAUUGAGCGUGUGAGUUUUGCUGAACUAAUUGCUCCAAAGUUUCAAUCAUUGCUCAACUUAAAAAAAAAAGGGUGUAUUUUGUUUCUGACAGAUUAGUUAAGCUGGUUGGUUUCAAAUUUCUAGUUAAAAAGAAAAAGAGAGGACUUGAAAGCUGAAAAUGACAAUUGGAAGUAUUGAGCAUAAGGCAAAGAAGACAAAAUCAAGGAAGAACAAAGUAGUUGUUGAUGAGAAGACACCUUUGAUACCGAAGACUCAUGAUGCUGAUGCUGAAGGCUUAGAUGAAUUCAAUGGUGCUUCAUUUUCUGGGGCAGUUUUCAACUUAUCCACCACAGCUAUUGGUGCUGGGAUCAUGGGGUUACCAGCAUGUGUGAAAAAGUUGGGAAUGGUUCCUGGUCUUCUUGCUAUAAUCUUAACUGCUUUGUUGACAGAGAAGUCAAUUGGGUUCAUGAUCAGGAAUUCCCGUGCAGGGAAUCUUUCUUCUUAUGGGAAUCUCGUGGGGGAUUCAUUUGGCAAAUUCGGAAAAGCUCUUGUGCAGAUAUGUGUUAUAAUCAACAACAUUGGAAUGCUUAUUAUUUACAUGAUUAUUAUUGGUGACGUGAUUUCUGGAACAUCUUCUAGUGAAAUUCAUCAUUCUGGUGUACUUGAAGGAUGGUUUGGAGUUCACUGGUGGACAGGACGUACAUUUGUUCUUCUUUUUACAACAUUUGCUGUGUUUGCACCUUUGUCUUGCUUCAAGCGAAUUGAUUCGUUGAGAUACACUUCUGCAUUAUCAUUUGGCUUAGCAGUUGCUUUUCUUGUUAUUGCUGUGGGAAUCUCAAUUUUCAAGAUUGCAAUUGGAGGCAUUGGGAUGCCCAGACUCUUCCCGAUCAUUACUGAUGUGGCCUCAGUUUUUGAACUGUUUACUGUAACUCCUGUGGUUGUGACAGCCUAUCUGUGCCACUUCAAUGUUCACAGCAUAGAUAAUGAACUGGAGGACUCCUCACAGAUACACGGGAUUGUGCGUACUUCCCUUACUCUAUGUGCUUCAGUGUACUUACUGACAAGCUUCUUUGGCUUCCUCCUAUUUGGUGAAGGAACUCUUGAUGAUGUGCUUGCCAAUUUUGAUUCUGAUCUGGGAAUCCCUUUUGGUUCUGUGCUCAAUGACGCUGUCCGUUUUAGCUAUGCUGCGCAUCUUGUGCUUGUAUUUCCAGUUGUCUUCUAUGCAGUGCGGAUCAACCUUGAUGGUCUCAUAUUUCCAUCAUCUAGGCCUUUGGUUCUAGAUAACUUCAGAUUUGCAUCAAUUACUAUGGCCCUUAUUGUUGCUUCCUUUUUGGGAGCAAAUUUCAUACCCAGCAUUUGGGAUAUUUUCCAGUUCACUGGAGCAACAGCUGCUGCAAGUUUAUCAUUCAUAUUUCCAUCUGCCAUCACCCUAAGGGAUCGGUACAACAUCGGAACUAAAAAAGACAAGAUUCUAUCAGUCUUUAUGAUAGUCCUCGCAGUCUUCGCGAAUGUUGUGGCUGUAUACAGUGAUGCCUUUGCCCUGAUCAAGAAUAGUACAACUAAACGUGAGUGAUUUCUUGAAACUUUCUACGGAAGUCCACAGUUCAGAUAUGUUCAUACUUUCAGAUGCAAGAGUGGCAGGGUUAUUGGCCAACUAGAAAAUCGAUGUUUCUUGAGAGGAUCUGAUGGGUUGAUUGUAAAAAUAAUGAAAGAAGUGCCCUGUGUACAGUUGUUCUUCAAAAUUGUGUAAAGGCCUGAAACAUGUUCAGUCUCCUUUGUAAUAUGCUCUUCUCUAUUAUAGUUCUAGAGGUUCUUUAUUUUUCUCCAGAAUCCUAUUUAAAAGAGAUUGAAUCAUGUAUUUUAAAACGUUUGUUUAUAGCUUGUGUUAUAAAUUUCCCUAGAAAUAGAACAUUUUGGGCACUUAA